Messenger RNA from Pistacia vera, 2176 nucleotides. RefSeq names its product protein high chlorophyll fluorescent 107. The transcript has 8 exons. Lineage: Eukaryota; Viridiplantae; Streptophyta; Magnoliopsida; Sapindales; Anacardiaceae. The coding region runs from base 61 to 2010 and encodes 649 amino acids. Gene Ontology annotation, cellular component: chloroplast. Gene Ontology annotation, biological process: regulation of translation; mRNA processing. Gene Ontology annotation, molecular function: mRNA binding; single-stranded RNA binding; protein binding. The record is from RefSeq and is a predicted model, not a curated record.
ACCACACAGUUUUAUCUGUUAAAAAAAAAGGAAAAUUGAAAAAGUAAACUCUAAACUGAAAUGAACCUCUUCACUUCAACAACAACUGCUUCAUCUUCUUCCUCUAAGCCUCUCUUCUGUCCCUCACAAAACCCAAACAAAUCUAUCUUCCCCUUCAAAAUUCCAUGCAAAACUCAUAUCUCCCUCCCUCCAUGUCACUCUCAACAAGCCUCCGCUCCUUUACUCCUCGACCCAACACCAAAUGCAAAACCAAACAACAAGCUCCUCAAUGUCGAAGAGAAGGAAGAUUCUGUAAAGAAAGUUCUUGUGGUUCGCCGCCCGGUCAAGGAAGUCUCAGAUGACGAGGAUGAUGACAGUGGUGGUGGUGAAGAAGAUGAUGAUGGGUCGUCAUCAUCAGCGAUCAUAGAUGCUAGUCUUAAUGAGUUUGCGAAAAAGAUGCCAAUUUUUGAGCCUAAGAGAGUGGACUCUGGCUCUCAAGAGAAGCCGCUUACAGUGAACUUGGACCUGGCGUUGUACAGAGCUAAGAUUUUGACCAAGAAUUUUAGAUAUCAAGAAGCUCAGGAGAUUCUUGAGAAGUGUAUAUCUUAUUGGCCGGAGGAUGGGAGGCCUUAUGUGGCUUUAGGGAAGAUUUUGAGUAAGCAAUCAAAAACCGCUGAAGCUAGAGCUGUGUAUGCAAAAGGUAGCCAAGCUACUCAAGGAGAAAAUCCCUACAUUUGGCAGUGCUGGGCUGUUUUGGAGAAUAAAUUGGGGAAUAUAGGAAAAGCAAGAGAGUUGUUUGAUGCUGCUACAGUUGCUGACAAGAGACACGUUGCUGCUUGGCAUGGAUGGGCAGUCCUGGAGCUAAAACAGGGUAAUAUCAAGAAAGCAAGGCAGCUGCUUGCUAAAGGUCUUAAGUUUUGUGGUGGAAAUGAGUACAUAUAUCAAACACUUGCAUUGCUGGAAGCUAGAGCAAAUCGUUAUGAGCAAGCUCGGGACCUAUUCCGGCAAGCUACCAAGUGUAAUGCAAAAAGCUGUGCUAGUUGGCUCGCAUGGGCACAAUUGGAGAUGCAACAGGAAAACAACCUUGCUGCUAGGAGACUAUUUGAGAAAGCCGUCCAGGCAAGUCCCAAAAAUAGGUUUGCCUGGCAUGUAUGGGGAGUUUUUGAAGCAAACAUGGGCAAUAUUGACAAGGGAAAGAAACUUUUAAAGAUAGGCCAUGCACUGAAUCCAAGGGACCCUGUUCUUCUUCAGUCUCUUGCUCUGAUAGAAUACAGAUACUCAACUGCAAAUCUUGCUCGAGUGCUGUUCAGGAAAGCCUCUGAAAUAGAUCCAAGGCACCAACCAGUUUGGAUUGCUUGGGGGUGGAUGGAAUGGAAAGAAGGAAAUACAGUCACUGCAAGGGAAUUAUACCAAAGAGCACUAUCAAUUAGCUCAGCUAGUGAGAGUGCUGCUCGAUGUCUGCAGGCUUGGGGUGUUCUUGAACAGAGAGCUGGUAAUCUAUCAGCAGCUCGAAGGUUAUUUCGAUCUUCGCUGAAUAUAAAUUCUCAGAGUUACAUAACAUGGAUGACAUGGGCACAACUGGAGGAGGACCAAGGAAAUUCUGUGCGUGCUGAGGAAAUUCGUAAUCUCUACUUCCAGCAGCGAACAGAAGUUGUUGAUGAUGCUUCUUGGGUCAUGGGAUUUUUGGAUAUUAUUGACCCAGCACUUGACAGAAUUAAGAGACUAUUGAACUUGGAACGCAACUCAUACAACAAAGAACCUUCAAGAUAUAAUCCAGGAGCUAACGAAGAUAAAAUUAAUGAGGAAUCAGCUGGCCCUUCCCCAGGUUCUUAUCUUGGCAAUGACUUGGAAGGCCUAAGUGGAUUUGAUUUGGAUGAAUUUGUAAGGGACAAGUUGUCUCUAGACCCUGAUAAGCUCAACGUUCUGCUUGAAACAGCGAAAUCUUCUGCACCAAGAAGAAUUAAACCUUUAAGAAAAAUAUACAGAUCGGCAAACAACAUCGCAGCAACACUACCUCAAACCAAUAUUUAGUCAGUAAAUGUUGAUGUCACGAAAAUGCAGAACAGUCUACCUAAUUUGUACUGGGGGAAAAAAAUUCAUAGUGCAGUCAAGGACCCCGUGUAUAUGUUUGAAUAUAGGCACUUUGCCUUGUACAUCAACAAAAGCUACAGCAGAUUCAUACACUAAAAUUGUAAAA